UGGAGGAGCAGGGAGAGAAGGAAACAGAAUGUAGUGUAGAGUUGCAAGGGGAUGAUCGGAGGGAGAGAGGAAAUGCACAAGGUGGUUUGGUUGGCAUUAGAACCAGAGGGGACCAGAUGUGUCACUGAAGCCAUAUGCAUGUUGCACCCCCAGUUCCCAGGUACAACAAGUGCUGCUGAGAUCAACUCCAAAUAAAUCCACCUCUCUUCUCCCAGAUCCAAAAGCAGAGGCUGUGCAGUUCCUGGGAUGAGAUGUGCAGCUGCAGAGCUCUGUGGGAAAGAAGACCUGACAUCAUGCACUCACCUGGGUGCCUAGAUUGCUGAUCUCUAGUUGAUGUAGGGUACAGAUGACCCGGUGGUCUACACACAAACCUGCGUUGGCUGCUCCCUGUCUCAGCAUUGUCUGGUCUUCAUGUACUUAGUCCAGAGAAACUGCAUUCCUGUGUUAGAUGUGUGCCAGAGGACGAAAAGACAGACUGGAUUCUGGUUAUUUCCCAAUAUAACCUAAUUGAUGGGGGUUUCCACUGUGCACUAUCCAUCAGGUGUCCUCUGCAUCUCACCCUGAAAAGAAGAACGCGCUUAAGGCUGGUGGACCCACUCUUCAUCUCCGGGACUCCUCCUGUGUAACUCCGGAUUCUGAGCAAUGUCCUCUGCUGCUGCUUCAAACAGGAUUACACUGGAAUAAGUUGCAUUUAGCAACCUACAAUGAUGCUGAUGUAUUCACACUUCAGCUGAUUCCUUCUGCUUUCUCCUUGCCCAGAAACAGAGAGAGAGAGAGAGAGAGAGAGAGAGAGAGAGAGAGAGAGAGAGAUAACGAGUUAACAGUUAUGAUGUGAGAGGACAAUGGGUUUACUCCAGAUGGAAUCUGUCAAAGAAUAGGAACAGUGACAGUUUUGAUGACCUUCUUGGUCCCACACAAGGAACAGGAGCUUCUUUAGAAAGAAAGAGCUUCCUCAGGGGGUACUGUAAUGUCCGGUAGCCAGUUCCAAGUAGACAGCUGGAGAGUUGACAUCAUCUAAAUCAUUUUAUGAAGAAAAGCUGUAUUUUUUUUAAAGACCUUACAACUACAGAGACACCCACCUUGCGAAUGGAAUUUCUAGAGUAAGGUUAAUGGAGUCAACUACUCUCCCUUCUGUAAGUUGAAUGUCUCCCCUAUUACUUAGAAACCACCACAAAUGAUAACUUAUUUAGCAGCCAACCUUUUCAAGGACUGGUUAUUUCCCCUUAAGGUGACACAGAAGAAGGCUUUUGUGUUCAAGGGGCAGCCACCAUCGUUGGGACAAGCCUUCUCCAGUCCUGAUUUAUGGGUACAAAACCAAAUACUACAUUGGAUUCAGCGCUCCCAUAUUUUGCACUCUUGGUUCUGCCUUAACUCCCGGAUCUGGUGGCCCAAGAAGAACACCAAGGGCUGCCGCAGCAGUAGUAGUGGAGGAGGAGGAGGAGGAAGGCUUGCAGCCACAGGGUAAAGGAGAGGAAAAGCCAACAGCCAGAGGGUGGUCUUGUUGAUGGCACUCCGCACCGGGGCGGCUUGGUUUGGGCAAGUCCUGAACCGAGCCUCCAGGCUGCAGGGAACCUGGUCCAGGAGAUCCAGUAGCCUCCUGUGUCUCUCCUCAUCCCAGGAGCACGAGCAGGGAGUGGGGAGAGGUGACCAGCCCUGCAUCCACCACCACCACCACCACCACAGCCACCCCCUCCACUCCCACUCUCCAGGUGCCCAGCCCAGCCAUUGCUGCCUGCAACUUCCCAGUGGCUGCUGCGCCCUCUCAGACAGGACGGGGGGACAUGAUCCCCUCACCAGCCGGUUGCUGGCGGCCAUGAAGCGGCAGAACGUGAGGACUUUGUCCCUCAUCAUCUGCACGUUCACCUAUCUGCUGGUGGGGGCCGCUGUCUUUGAUGCCCUGGAGUCUGACUACGAGAUGCGAGAGGAAGAGAAGCUCAAAGCCGAGGAAAUCCGCCUUAAAGGGAAGUAUAACAUCACCAGCGAGGACUACCGGCAGCUGGAACUGGUCAUCAUGCAAUCUGAGCCCCACCGGGCCGGGGUCCAGUGGAAAUUUGCUGGCUCGUUUUACUUUGCCAUUACAGUCAUUACUACUAUAGGUUAUGGACAUGCUGCGCCUGGCACCGAUGCGGGUAAAGCUUUCUGCAUGUUCUACGCCGUCCUGGGGAUCCCCCUCACCCUGGUGAUGUUCCAGAGCCUCGGCGAGCGGAUGAACACUUUUGUAAAAUACCUCCUGAAACGCAUCAAGAAGUGCGCUGGAAUGCGGAGCACGGACGUGUCGAUGGAAAACAUGGUGACCGUGGGCUUCUUCUCCUGCAUGGGAACCCUAUGCAUCGGGGCUGCUGCCUUCUCCCAUUAUGAGGAAUGGAGCUUCUUCCAGGCUUACUAUUACUGCUUUAUAACUUUGACCACAAUAGGUUUCGGGGACUACGUGGCACUGCAAAAAAACAGGGCCCUCCAAAAGAAGCCACUCUACGUGGCCUUCAGCUUUAUGUACAUUCUAGUGGGUUUGACAGUUAUUGGGGCAUUUCUAAACUUAGUCGUUCUCAGGUUUUUAACCAUGAACAGUGAAGAUGAGCGGAGGGAUGCCGAGGAACGGGCAUCACUAGCUGGAAACCGAAACAGCAUGAUCAUCCACAUCCAGGAAGACUCGCAACAUGGGCGGCCAAGGUACAAGGCCGAAGUAACAGACCUUCAGUCGGUUUGCUCUUGCAUGUGCUACAGGUCCCAUGAGUACACCAGCCGGAUGGUGUCUCACCAGAAUUCAUUCAGCAACAAGCUGAACCCUCAGUACUUUCACUCUAUAUCUUACAAGAUUGAAGAAAUCUCACCAAGCACAUUAAAAAACAGUCUCUUCCCUUCCCCCGUUAGUUCUACUUCACCCGGGUUGCACAGCUUUACAGAAAACCACAGGCUAAUGAAAAGGCGGAAGUCAAUUUAAGGUUACCAUUGUUCUUUUGCCAUGGGCCACCAUUCUCUCUCUCUCUGCCCUUUAAUUCUUCUUUUUGAAUUGAGACAGAGAGGGGCAAAAGAAUUGCCACAAAAAUAAGUAGCCUGCCUUCUCUGAGACUCGUUAAUGAGCAUGAAGCAUGUUAAACCUUCUACUCCAGCAAAGUAUGCCUUAUAUUAACCCCCCUGAGUGGAUUUCUGAUAUAAGUACCGAUUCCAAAGUCGCACAUGAGCAGGGGGAUACUCGUACUUUUGACCUAACGAACUUUGUUUUACAAAAAUAUUAAAAGGAAAAAAAAGGAGCAGGUGACGGGUAUAGGUCCGUGGAAACCCGCAACUAAUACAUUGUGACAAAAUAAUAAAAAAACAAAAUAAUAUCAGGUAUUAUUUACUUGAACCAAAUGUAUUGCUCAAUUUUGAAGUUGUUCCCUGAUGUAUAGAUUAAGAAAAAAGAAAAACAGGAAAAAAAAUAUUUUUUUCUUUCCUACUCUUAUUUUUUAUUGCCAGACAAAGCAUGUGCAUUAGGCAGUCUGUAUGCUGGGUAUAAGCCUGAUACAUUUGCAAAUGCUAGACAGAUUGUUUAUUUAAUUAAAUAGUUAAAACGAUGGAGAGGACGGAUCUUUCAAGCUUGCCAGUUCAAAAAAAAUUAUUAUUUUUUUCUUAAAAAGCAUGCACUUUGUGAAACUGGUAUGCAUUAUAAAACACAAAAAAAUCUAUCAUAUAUUUUAAAAAAAGAAGCUAAAUUAUUAUUAUUUGAUUUUUUUUAGCUGUAGCUUUUUCUUUUUUCAUCACCAGAAUUAUUCAUUUCUGUUUGCCACUCAGUUUUAAAAAAAAAAUAUUAUGUUGCUCGGACUAUUAUCAGUGGGACUCACCGGUUUGAAUUAAAUUGUAUUUUUAGGUCUUCAUAAUUUUAUUUAAAAAAAAAUAAUUAAAUAUAUAUAUAAUAAUACUACUAAUAAUAUUUUUGGUGCAGCAAGUACCUGCAUGAAUAGAAUUAUAUUUUUAGGGAAUGCUUGAUAAAGGGUAUAUUUGGAUGGAUGUAAUUUUUUUUUAUUCAUUAAAUAGAGACAGGGCAUUCCUUGUUGCAUCUAGAACGGAAACAAAAUAGUCUCUAUUGCUUUUUGAUUUGUAAAUAAUAUUUAAAAAAAAUAAAAAAAACCUUUGUUGGUCUCAGGAAGAGUUCAAGGGACGGUAUCUUCUGUUUUGACCUUCUUGAAAACUGGCAAAGGUUGCAAAUCCCUUAGAUGCCAUAUUGGCAGAGAGGGAAUUGGGCCCUCUCGUAUAAGCCACAUUGCUGGAUUUUAAAUGGACAUGGAACUGCAGAGUUUAUCAGGUUUGCAAAAGCAGAUUCCUUGGGGAUGAUCAGUGUCUAUAAUAGAUGCCAUCAGUUUGCUUUUGAAAAGCUGGUUCUAAAAAAGUAUUUUUGCUGUAUGUACCGUGCCAGCUAACAACCCAUUGGCAUUCAUGCAUUCAGUUGCAGAGCUUUGUACCUCAUAAGAAAAGAUUAAUAUUUAUGGGUUGCAAUAAAUUCUUCAUAUCUCUAACUUUCUGAACUUGUCCUCUCCUAAUUUUAACAGUCUAGUUGUGUUUUGUUUGAAGGGCAUUCAAGGGGUGCCUUGAUUUCCGACAAGCCUAUAAGGUUAAUGUUUGUUCUUAAUGUAGUGUUAGCACACACUAGUAAAUACAGUAUUUUAAAGGAUUAAAGGGUCACUGGAACCAUCAAAUACCAACUAUUAAUAUUAUUACUACCAAGUUACGUAUUCAACAGAAAGUCUUUAUUUUGUUAGGCAUACAGUAGAGACGGAGAAAUUCGGGACUGGAGAUCAGUGUGAUGGAAGACAACUGGUUGAUUCAAAAAUAUACUUUAGAAAGAUAAUGUUUAAUAUUACAUUAAUAUAACUAAUACUGUCAUCGGCUGCAUUUCACAAAUACAAAGAGAUUUUUAAAUUCUUGAUGUUUUUAUACGUUUGAAGUUGAACUCUAUCAGUGCAUUUAUAGAAUAAUGAGAUAAUCCUGGAAUUGUUGGAGUCUGCGUGUUCCCCCCUCCCUCCAAUUUAUUUGGAACACCAUGGCUAAAAUACAGUAAAAAACAUUUAAAAAAUAAAACAUGGAUUUUCAUUCACCAGCCUGCCCCUCAUGAAACGUAUCUUCAUGGUCAUUUUAGGAGUGCCCCGCUGCAUGAUCAUGCAACAUCACAGAACAACAGUAAUUAUACCAUUUUUUUGCUUUCUGUUUUUUUUUAAAGGUUUUUAAAGGUUUCUGGUUAUUGGGUUUCCAGAUAAUAAGUCCCGAACCAGUGCCUCAUUAGUAUGGAUGGUACUGGUAAAACAUUCAGCAGUUACUAUGUGCUAAUGAUAUAAUGUGUGUAGAAAAGAGCCAAAAAAAAAAAAUACCCAACACACACAACUUAAUUGUUAAUAACUGCUAAAGAAUGAUGUUGCUGUUUAAAGGAA
This is a messenger RNA of Pseudophryne corroboree (corroboree frog), 5399 nucleotides long. RefSeq names its product potassium two pore domain channel subfamily K member 9 (gene KCNK9). The record is from RefSeq and is a predicted model, not a curated record. The transcript has 2 exons. NCBI's taxonomy places the organism in Eukaryota, Metazoa, Chordata, Amphibia, Anura, Myobatrachidae. Gene Ontology annotation, cellular component: plasma membrane. Gene Ontology annotation, biological process: stabilization of membrane potential; potassium ion transmembrane transport. The coding region runs from base 1505 to 2938 and encodes 477 amino acids. Gene Ontology annotation, molecular function: potassium ion leak channel activity; outward rectifier potassium channel activity.